CCUCGCUUGCCGCAUCUCACGCAAACCCCGUCCAUCUCCUCCUAGCUGCUGUGACUUCUGUGAAUCCGUCCUACUCGUUCCAUUUGCCGCAUCUCACGGUAUCUCCUCCGGUCCUCUCUUCUCAUUUUCGCGCGCUCGUUUUCGCGUCGCACGAGAAUAGCUUUCCUGUUUCUCCUCGAGAUUGCCGCAUCUCACGCGAAUUCCUUUCGCACCCUUGGCCCACAUUCGCAACUCUCGAGAACACCCCCCACGUUUUCAAUGGCUCGGAUGAAGCCGUCCGAGCUGCUGCAGCGAUCCAAGGGUCGAAAACCGCCGUCGCGGUCCUCGCGAAUGUCCAUUCCGUGCCUCGCGUGGACCAUCUGCAUCGUGUCGCUACUCGCCUUCGUCCUCUUCCUCAUCCGAUCGCGGUUCAUCGCCGAGCGAGCAGGCACAGCAAAGCACCGGCCCGCAACAAACGCCCCUUUCAUCUUCAACAUCAAGACAGUGGGCGGCACGAUUCUGCUCAAAGUCAAGUUCACGGACUGCUUCAUUGAAAUCGCCAGGCUCGUUCAGCAAUGUAAGCAGAAUCAUUUCAAGGAUGCAGCACUACAAGCAGAGUCGGAGACCCUUCUAAGAUUGACACACAGGGACGGCACGGAGUGGGUGGCUCUCAGUGUGGCCCCCUCCGGCAAGUCAAGUAUGUGGGAGGGCAACUGCACCGACUCCAUUCCCACCACGCAAAUAAGUGGCCACGCGCUCAUAGGGGCGCUAACAUCAGGGGUCAUCCCUCCCCCAGACAACCCCUCCAUCCCGCUCUCCCUGCCCUCGCUGCCCUACCUCCGUGUGGAGUACGUCAAGGUGUCCCAAGACUCCCUAGGGCUGGCCAUGGCUGAAGGGGUAGCCACCAUAUGAUGACCCUGUGAUAUAAAUUCACCGCUAGCCCUCGCUGCCCUACCUCCGCGUGGAGUACGUCAAAGUGUCCCAAGACUCCCUAGGUCUUGCCAUGGCUGAAGGCGUAGCAACCAUCUAAACGGUAUAUUCCAUACAUGUGAGGCGAAGUACCGGUAGCUGCCUUACCUCCGUGUGGAGAAAGGCAAAGUGUCUCAGUCAGUACUAGGCCUUGCCAUGGCUGAAGGCGUAGCAGCCAUCUAGUACUGGCAGGCCUUUACAUGUGGGUGCAUGUGAUGUGAGGCGAAGCCGCUGCCCUAUCUCCAUGUGUACUCUUUGACCUCAGCUCAGAGCGGGCCUGAGGUCAGGGCUCUGGGGGGCUUUUACGGCUGAAGGCAGUGCGAAGUUGCGAGCACGACAUUUGACAGUACAUAGGCAGUGCGGAAAUGAGUUGCCUCUGCUGGAUUCGUGUGGAGGACAUCACUCGGGCAUUUGCAACACAUCGACACGUCAAGUUGGCACAUUCUUUUUUUGUAUACUGAUGAUGAGUAACAAACAAACAAUUCCUGAAGCA
Molecule: messenger RNA, 1441 nt
Organism: Closterium sp. NIES-67
Lineage: Eukaryota; Viridiplantae; Streptophyta; Zygnematophyceae; Desmidiales; Closteriaceae
Source: the annotation of a GenBank genome assembly